Messenger RNA from Cucumis sativus (cucumber), 2791 nucleotides. Its product is annotated as putative disease resistance protein RGA3. Gene Ontology annotation, molecular function: protein binding; ADP binding. The transcript has 2 exons. The coding region runs from base 140 to 2317 and encodes 725 amino acids. Lineage: Eukaryota; Viridiplantae; Streptophyta; Magnoliopsida; Cucurbitales; Cucurbitaceae. Gene Ontology annotation, biological process: defense response to other organism. The record is from RefSeq and is a predicted model, not a curated record.
UUUGGUAUAAGCCAUGUUAAUGGAAUCAAGUUUGGAGCUUCAGCCAUCUUCCUACCUACAUAUAUUUUCAUACUUUAAUUAAUGGAAAUGUAUGGAAAACUGAGAUGAGUAUAUGGCCUACAAUUCUUCAAAAUAAAAUAUGUUACUUGUGCAUGACAUCAUAUUCAAAUUGGGCUCUUCCGCACUACAGGAGCUUGGGUUGUUGUGGGGUGUCAAUGAUGAACUCGACAAACUCAAACACUCGCUUUCUGCCAUUCAAGCUGUGCUUCUCGAUGCGGAGGAGCAGCAGUCCAAGAGCCUUGCUGUCAAGGCUUGGGUUUCAAGGCUUAAGGAUGCUUUGUACGAGAUUGAUGACCUGGUGGACGAGUCCUCCUACGAAACCUUAAGAAGGCAGGUUUUGGCCAAAGAUCAGAGAAAAAGAAAACUAGUACGUAUCCUCUUUUCCAAAUUUAAAUCUAAUUGGAAAAUAGAUCACAAAAUCAAGGAUAUUAGACAGAGGCUACAAUCUAUUAAUGAUGACAAAAAUCAAUUUAGCUUUUCUGAGCAUGUGAUCGAGAAAAGAGAUGAUGAAGAGUUGAGAAAGAGACGGGAGACUUACUCUUACAUACUUGAAGAGGAAGUGAUCGGUAGGAAUGAUGACAAGGAAGUAGUCAUAGAUCUUCUAUUAAAUUCCAACAUCACAGAGGAUAUUGCAAUUGUUUCCAUUGUUGGAAUGGGAGGACUGGGAAAGACUGCCCUUGCUCAGUCUAUUUAUACCCAUCACAAUAUGACUAAUAGUGGGUUUGAAUUGAAGUUAUGGGUGUGUGUUUCUGAAGAAUUUGAUCUAAAAGUUAUUAUCCAAAAGAUGAUAGAGUCUGCAACUGGGACGAAGCCUAAGCCGUACCUUCAAAUAGAUUCAUUACAAAGUGAGCUUAGAAAGAAAAUCGAUGGAAAGAAAUACUUAUUCGUAAUGGAUGAUGUGUGGAAUGAGAAAAAAGAGGAAUGGUUACGCCUUAAAAGAUUAUUGAUGGGCGGUGCAAAGGGUAGUAGGAUUUUGAUCACAACACGGAGUGAACAAGUUGCUAAAACUUUUGACUCUACUUUCAUCCAUUUUUUACAAAUUUUGGAUGAGUACAAUUCCUGGUUAUUGUUUCAAAAAAUUACUUGUUUGGAAGGACAUCCAAGUAAUCCAGAGAAGCUUGAUCAAAGUUCAAGUUUGAUACAAAUUGGCAGGGAAAUCGUUUCAAAGCUAAAAGGUGUUCCUCUCACGAUAAGAACCAUCGGAGGACUUUUAAAAGACAAUAAAUCAAAAAGAGUUUGGUUGUCUUUCAAAGAUAAUGAACUUCAUCGAAUUUUGGGGCAAGGACAAGAUAAUCUAAAAGAAGUGCGAUUAAUUCUUGAACUCAGCUAUAAAUACCUUCCAGCUAAUUUGAAGCAAUGUUUCCUAUACUGUGCUUUGUUCCCGAAAGAUUAUGAAAUUAAAACACAUGAACUUAUACUAAUGUGGAGUGCGCAAGGUUUCAUUCAACCAAAUGGCAGCAAGGACAACAGCCUCAUUGAUAUUGGCAAUGAUUAUUUCAUGGAGUUAUUAUCACGAUCAUUUUUUCAAGAGGUUACAAAAAAUGAACGGGGAGACAUAAUAGCAUGUAAGAUGCAUGAUUUGAUGCAUGAUCUUGCUUGUUGGAUAGCAGAUAAUGAAUGCAAUGUCAUCAACAUAGGAACUCGUCACUUUUCAUGGAAAGAUCAAUAUUCUCAUAAAGAUCAACUUCUAAGAUCAUUAUCAAAGGUGACAAAUUUGAGAACAUUUUUCAUGCUAGAUUCUGCAAAUGAUUUGAAAUGGGAAUUUACAAAAAUACUUCAUGAUCAUUUGCAAUUACGAGCCUUGUAUUUCAAAAAUUUGAAGAAUGCAAUGAUCGUUUUGGAGUUUACUGGUAAGUUGAAACAUUUGAGAUAUUUGAGUAUUAUGGACUCAUUUAUUUUAAAUCUUCCAGAUUCCAUUACAGAAUUGUAUAAUUUAGAAACACUGAUCCUUCGGAAUUCCAGUUUUAAAAUGUUGCCCGAUAAUAUCGGCAAUUUGAUCAACCUCAAGCAUUUAGAUCUUUCUAAUAAUCGAAAUUUAAAAUUCCUGCCAGAUUCUAUUAGUGACUUGUGUAAAUUGGAAGAACUCAUCCUUCAUGGUUGUUUGAGAUUAGAAGAAUUCCCAGAAGAUACAAAAAAGUUGAUCAACCUUAAGCAUCUUAGCAUAUGCGGAUGUUUGAGUCUCACCUAUUUACCAAAAAGAUUGGGUGAGCUGAGUGAUCUUCAGAUAUUGAGAUUUCAGAUUAACAGAAUUGAUUAAGAUUAAAAGGAUUACAAGAGCUGAGCCAUCUAAUUCAACUCUAAGUUCUUGCAACUUAAGUCGGAUCUUCAUAAUAAAGUUGGAGCUUGCUUUUUGAAUCUUGCAAUAUUUUGAUGGUGUUUUGCUUCUAAAUAGAGAUGAGAAACACGCAGAUGCUCUGUGGAGGGACAAAGAAAAGGGAUUUAAUGAAGGAUUGUGUAGUUUAAUCAAGGCUGUGGAAAAAGACUUCCAUUCUGUACACAAGUGUAAGCUCUUCUUUUGUUCAGUCGUUUUCCUUAUGGUAAGGUGAACACUGCUUAUAAUUAAAGUUUGCGACUGCUAUCAUGUAUUCUUGGUUUUUUUUCUUUUCUUUUUGGAAUGAAUUUCUAUUGAGAUAUAUAGUGUAUCUCGUGUUUCGUCUUUGUAUGUCGUUUCGUUUCUUGUCGAAAGAAAUACAUUAUUAUUGGAUGUUUUUCAAUUGUAUAUUUUGUUAUA